CAUCCAGGCGGGCACCAUGGGCACGUCCGCGCGCUGGGCGCUCUGGCUGCUGCUCGCGCUGUGCUGGGGGCCCCGGGAGAGCUGCGCCAACGGAACCGGGAGAAAAGCCAAGUGUGAACCCUCCCAAUUCCAGUGCACAAAUGGUCGCUGUAUUACCCUGUUGUGGAAAUGUGAUGGAGACGAAGACUGUGUUGAUGGCAGUGAUGAAAAGAACUGUGUAAAGAAGACAUGUGCCGAAUCUGACUUCGUGUGCAGCAGUGGCCAGUGUGUUCCCAGCCGAUGGAAGUGUGAUGGAGAUCCCGACUGUGAAGAUGGUUCAGAUGAAACCCCAGAACAGUGCCAUAUGAGAACGUGCCGCAUAAAUGAAAUCAGCUGUGGCGCCCAUUCUACUCAGUGUAUCCCAGUGUCCUGGAGAUGUGAUGGUGAAAAUGAUUGUGACAGUGGAGAAGAUGAAGAAAACUGUGGUAACAUAACAUGUAGCCCCGAUGAGUUCACGUGCUCCAGUGGCCGCUGCAUCUCCAGGAACUUUGUAUGCAAUGGCCAGGAUGACUGCAGCGAUGGCAGCGACGAGCUGGACUGUGCCCCGCCAACCUGUGGCGCCCAUGAGUUCCAGUGCAGCACCUCCUCCUGCAUCCCCAUCAGCUGGGUGUGCGACGAUGAUGCAGACUGCUCUGACCAAUCUGAUGAGUCCCUGGAGCAGUGUGGCCGCCAGCCAGUUAUACACACCAAGUGCCCAGCCAGUGAGAUCCAGUGCGGCUCUGGCGAGUGCAUCCAUAAGAAAUGGCGAUGCGACGGGGACCCUGACUGCAAGGAUGGCAGUGAUGAGGUCAACUGUCCCUCCCGAACUUGCAGACCUGACCAGUUUGAAUGUGAGGAUGGCAGCUGCAUCCAUGGUAGCAGGCAGUGUAAUGGUAUCCGAGACUGUGUUGACGGUUCUGACGAAAUCAACUGCAAAAAUGUCAAUCAGUGCUUGGGCCCUGGAAAAUUCAAGUGCAGAAGUGGAGAAUGCAUAGAUAUCAGCAAAGUAUGUAACCAGGAGCAGGACUGCAGGGACUGGAGUGAUGAGCCCCUGAAAGAAUGUCAUAUAAAUGAAUGCUUGGUAAAUAAUGGUGGAUGUUCCCAUAUCUGCAAAGACCUAGUUAUAGGCUACGAGUGUGACUGUGCGGCUGGGUUUGAACUGAUAGAUAGGAAAACCUGUGGAGAUAUUGACGAAUGCCAAAAUCCGGGAAUCUGCAGUCAAAUUUGUAUCAACUUAAAAGGCGGUUACAAGUGUGAAUGUAGUCGUGGCUAUCAAAUGGAUCUUGCCACUGGUGUGUGCAAGGCAGUAGGCAAAGAGCCAAGUCUGAUCUUUACUAAUCGAAGAGACAUCAGGAAGAUUGGCUUAGAGAGAAAAGAAUAUAUCCAACUAGUUGAACAACUAAGAAACACUGUGGCUCUCGAUGCUGACAUUGCUGCUCAGAAACUGUUCUGGGCCGAUCUAAGCCAAAAGGCCAUCUUCAGUGCCUCAAUUGAUGACAAGGUUGGUAGACAUGUUAAAAUGAUCGACAAUGUCUAUAAUCCUGCAGCCAUUGCUGUUGAUUGGGUGUACAAGACCAUCUACUGGACUGAUGCGGCUUCUAAGACUAUUUCAGUAGCUACCCUAGAUGGAACCAAGAGGAAGUUCCUGUUUAACUCUGACUUGCGAGAGCCUGCCUCCAUAGCUGUGGAUCCACUUUCUGGCUUUGUUUACUGGUCAGACUGGGGUGAACCAGCUAAAAUAGAAAAAGCAGGAAUGAAUGGAUUUGAUAGACGUCCGCUGGUGACAGUGGACAUCCAGUGGCCUAACGGAAUUACACUGGACCUUAUAAAAAGCCGCCUCUAUUGGCUUGAUUCUAAGUUGCACAUGUUAUCCAGCGUGGACUUGAAUGGCCAAGAUCGUAGGAUAGUACUAAAGUCUCUGGAGUUCCUAGCUCAUCCUCUUGCACUAACAAUAUUUGAGGAUCGUGUCUACUGGAUAGAUGGGGAAAAUGAAGCAGUCUAUGGUGCCAACAAAUUCACUGGAUCAGAGCUAGCCACUCUAGUCAACAACCUUAACGAUGCCCAAGACAUCAUUGUCUAUCAUGAACUUGUACAGCCAUCAGGUAAAAAUUGGUGUAAAGAAGACAUGGAGAAUGGAGGAUGUGAAUACCUAUGCCUGCCAGCACCACAGAUUAAUGAUCACUCUCCCAAAUAUACCUGUUCCUGUCCCAGUGGGUACAAUCUACAGGAAAAUGGCCGAGACUGCCAAAGUACUGCAACUACUGUGACUUACAGUGAGACAAAAGAUACAAACACAACAGAAAUUUCGCCAACUAGUGGACUAGUUCCUGGAGGGAUCAAUGUGACCACAGCAGUCUCAGAAGUCAGUGUUCCCCCAAAAGGGACUUCCGCUGCAUGGGCCAUUCUUCCUCUCUUGCUCUUAGUGAUGGCAGCAGUAGGUGGCUACUUGAUGUGGCGGAAUUGGCAACACAAGAAUAUGAAAAGCAUGAACUUUGACAAUCCUGUAUACUUGAAAACCACUGAAGAGGACCUCUCCAUAGACAUUGGUAGACACAGUGCUUCUGUUGGACACACGUACCCAGCAAUAUCAGUUGUAAGCACAGAUGAUGAUCUAGCUUGACUUCUGAGACAAGUCUUGACCUUUGAGGUCUAAACCUGUAAUAACCCCGUCGGAAUGGUAACAGAGUCAGCAGCUGAAGUCUCUUUCUUCCCCUCGUCUGGAAGAACAUCAAGAUACCUUUGCGUGGAUCAAGCUUGUGUACUUGACCAUUUUUACAUUACUUUUGUAAAUAUUGUCCACAUUCUACUUCAGCUUUGGAUGUGGUUACCAAGUAUCCGUAACCCUUGAAUUUCUAGACAGUAUUGCCACCUCUGGCCAAAUAUGCACUUUCCCUAGAAAGCCAUAUUCCAGCAAUGAAACUUGUGCUGUAGUGUAUACCACCUGUACAUACAUUGUAUAGGCCCUCUGUAAAUAUCCAAGAGAACAAUCACUAUUCUUAAGCACUUUGAAAAUAUUUCUAUGUAAAUUAUUGUAAACUUUUUCAAUGGUUGGGACAAUGGCAAUAGGACAAAACGGGUUACUAAGAUGAAAUUGCCAAAAAAAAUUUGUAAACUAAUUUUGUACGUAUGAAUGAAAUCUUUGACCUCAGUGGAGGUUUGCAAAGACUGAGUGUUCAAACUACUGUACAUUUUUUUUCAAGUACUCAAAAAUUAAACCAAGCAGCUUAACCAUGGUUUGUGCCUGUUCCUCUAGGAUAAACUCCUAGCCUGAGUAGUAUCAAGUGUUCUAACUAAAUAUGUGAGGUAUAGUUCUUGAUGUUGUAUAACUAAGCCUGUAACUGGGCUAGUUUCUCUUACACCGAAGUACUAGCUGAAAAAUGAAGUGCUAUUUAACAUUUGCUCCAGAAAUAUUUCUUACUGUGUAAAAGAAGCUGGCUUAGUCUGUACCUAGAAUUCUCUUGCUUAGAGGAGUUUCUUUUCUCAUUAGCUUGUUUCCUAAUCAAAAAACGUGUACCAAGAUUUCUAUGAAUUCUGCUUCUUAUAGUUAAGUCUCUGUUUUCCAUGUUCUGUCAUUUAUAUAGAUCAAGGACAAGUGCCUUCUAAGGCAUGGAUAAGGGCUUUCUUCUUAUAAAAGUCUAGACUAUCUUACUGUGAAGAUGGCCAAGGAGGAUAGCAAGCAAUGCCAUUCUUGAACAAUCUAAGGCAGGGUUCUCAGUGUGGUAGUGGGAACAGAAGCAUCUACAUCACCUGAGAAUGUGUUAGAAAUGCAAGUUCUCUGCCCCAUCCCAGAUCUACUGAAUCAGAAACUCUGGGGGUAGGGCUGAAACCUGCUUUCAUAAGCCCUUCAGGCGAUACUGAUGUAAACUAAAGCUUAAAAUUUCUGUUUUAAUGUGACUUCAUGAAGACUAUACUUGUAAUAUCACUUAAAUUAUUAUCCUGGCUGGCAUAGGGCAGAUUCUUACUAUGGACAAUUUCUGGAACUUACAGUAUGAAGAGCAGAUGAGGAGUUUGAAUUUUCCUUUAGGUUGGCCAUGACUUUCUCUGAAGUCUCAUGAAGGCUGGAAGCGAGGGAAGACACAAGACUUGAAGCACCGGAUGGAUGCUGUGCGUCCCGAGCGCGGUGUGGAGUAGACUGUGGAAGGUACAGCAGUUCCUCUGGAUCACGUGACUGACCCACACAGUAGCAACAGGAUGAAGAGAAGAUGCAUCAGUGGAUGACUCAUAUUUCAUCUGCUUAUGUAAUAUAAGGCAGUUAACAUCUUGCUUGUGGCUUAAGCAAGGAAAUCAAUAUUACUAGAUGGGGGAAGUUGAUGCUGUCGCCUUAAGGCAUGCCCCCUUGUGAUUUUGGUCCAUUGAACGAAAAAGUAGAGAUAGCCUUGGACCUUUUUUUCAUGGGAGGUAUGGAGGUCAAGCAUGUAGAAGGAGAAGCACGCAGUCGUGAAUAUAGAGCUGUCUGCCCUCCACCUUGUUCUUACAUUUAGUCAUCACACGGAACAGCAUGUGGCCUGCUGACAGGGAGUAGCUCAAGUGCCUAUUUGGUAAGUAGGUUAGUAUUCAUCAUGAACCCUGAAAGCCAUUCCAGAGUCUGGCUGCUGCUCCGACCCUGCUAUGGCACAAAAAAACACAGAUUUUUUUUUUUAACUGGAGUAAUACCAAAUUCCCUUUUAGAAGCUUAAAGUUUGAUACUAGUGCUUUCCCCAUUAUAAGGAUUAUACGGUAUUAAUUAAUCAUAAGGCCCAAAGUUUGUUUUGGCAAAUAAAGCAUUAUUCUUCUUCAUUAUCACCAUCAUCUUUUGAAUUCCUGUCCCUGGUAUGAUCUUUCAGGUUCUGGGUACAAAUUUCCAACCCUCAAAGAGUCUAAAACAUCUCAUUUUUUUACCUGGUCCUCCCCAGUAAGAAGCCAAGGUACAACUCAUUGUACCUAACUGAAGAGGUAUAAACUCAUUUAAAGAAACAAAGUAACUCGGUAUUUCUAUUGAGAUAAGAAUAGUUAUAUUGCAAGGCCUAGCACAGUGGCUCACACCUAUAAUCUCAGCACUUUCAGAGGCCAAGGCAGGAGUUUGAGACCAGUCUGGGAAACAUGGUGAGACCCUAAAAAAAAUUUAAAAAGUAAAAAAUUAAUAUAGUUAUAUGACUAAACUGCUAGUCAAUACGGCUUGUAACAAUAGUGCAUGAAUGACAAGAGCCCUAGACUUUAUCACCCAAACAAGAACUUUAAUUCUAUGUGAAAUGUGUUGGGCUAAGUUUGCUGUGUCUCGAGAGUUUACUGUAGAAGAUAAUUAAGAGGUAAAACAUGAAGGUUUGCACACAGUAAAAGGAGAAUAUUUGGAGUUGGAUGAGCCUAUCAUACAAAGUGACUGAAAGUUGACCCUCCAGAAAUUUUAGGAAUUGCCACAAGGAUUGAUAGAUGAUGAAUAAACAGAUUUGUGGCCUCCAGUAAAGAAAUCCAACCAAGUUCCACUGUCCAGAUUUUUAAAUGCCCUUUGCAAGCUACGUAUUUGGCAAAAAUAGUCCUAGUUGUUCAGCCGGCUCCCUUAAAACAUUCUAAUAGGUGUUUUGAAGCCUUGGUAUCUCUUCCUCUUUAGUUCUUGAUAAAUACAAGCCCAAAAAUAAUAACUGAGGCUUCAACUUUGGCAUUUGCUUCUGUUCCUUCUAUCUGUGGAAGUCAAAUAGCUCUUUUCAAAAAUGAGAAGCCAACCUUUAAAUAACAAACUAUAUGGUAUUAAAAGACUAACUCUUCAGAAUGCUGUAGAAAUGGGAGACCUACUUCAAGUCUACCUUUUAACAAUCUUCAGCGCAAACCUAAAGAUUCUAGGGGUCACUUAACUCUCAUAUUAUGUAACCUAAUUCGAAUAACUUCCUACAAUUCUUACUAGUGAAAUCUUACCCUAGUAAAACAGUUAUUAUAAAUCCAAAUGAAAACUAUAGUUUUGGCUUUCGAUGGUGGCAAAAACUUGCAAAAAACAGAUAUACUUUUGCUGAUUUAAGUUCAAGUACAAUGACUACAGCCUGCUAAUCUUGAUCCCCAAAUCUGAGCCUUUCCAUUUCAUAAUUGUUUUAUCCUGAAUGUACUUGUGACAUAGACAUUUCUCAAAAGGGUCUGAUACAUCCAACUCUUAACAAGUAGGAGUAGCAACUAGCAAAAAGUAGAAAGAAGCUUCCCUCAUUGUGGGUAAUGAGGAAGUACCUAAAAACCACAUAUAUAUAAUCCCCUGUGGUAUUAUAUAUUCUGCAAGCCCCGUAGGUGGGGAGGCGGUGGCAAUAGUUGCAUCAGCACUAACUGCUGCUGCUGCAUGUUCUGUUGGUGGCUGCCGGCCGAGUGUGCACACUGAGCCCCGGCCGAGGUGCACUGCCUGCUGCGGUCUGUUAAGCAUCUCACCAGAGGGGGAGGGCACAUCGAGCGAUUCCACUUUCUUAAAUAAAAGAUUUUUAGGUAUUUUUGAUAUUAUACAUUCUUUAACGCCAGAAGGGGCUUGUAAUGACUUCUCUUCCAGAAUUGUACUAUUUAAAAACUACAUGUAAAUAUCCUGACAAGUAUGAUUUUUGGAGGGGUAAACUAAAAAUUGCACAUCCAUGCUUCAGCCAUAUCAUGGACCUAAAGUAUGAGAGUUCAGGAAUACAUAUAAGUAGAAAACUCUUCAAAGGUACUUAUUUCCAAACAUGGAGGGAAUAAAUCUGAAAAUGGAACACUGGCGUUUUUCAAACUUAUGUCUCUCAAAUCCAGCCUGGAAGAUUUGCAGCUCAAAACAGUUGCAUGUGAAGGAUAUGAGCCAUCUUUGCAUAUCCCAUUCAUAUCUCCCUUCACACACGAAAAGCUGAAUGCAUUUUACCAGUGAAGCUCUAGAUAUGAAACUUUGGGGUCCAGAGAUAAAUAAGCUACUAACAAACAGUAACAAUGGUGUUCCGUCUCUCUAUCAUGUCUCCUGAGUCUCUUACACAUUUUUGAGCCUGGCUCGUCUGAGAAACAGGAACAAAGUAGGACCGUGAAUGACCCAGUAUUCUCCUGUAAAUCUCCUUCCAUCCAUGAACACUGAGGCAGGAGUAAGACCAGCUGUGGGUGGGGAAUUUGUGCUCUGCAGGUUACCGCAUAGCAUAUCAAAAAUGGCUUUUUUCUUCACUGUGCUUAAGGAAAAAGUCAGAUCGGUGGCAAGGUAGUUCUGUUUAGAAGCAGCAGGCAAUGUAGUUAACAGCACAGACUUCUGUGUCAGCCUUAUGUGUGGAACCUUGGGAAGUUACUAAUUCCCUGUGUAAAGUAGAGAUGAUGGGGACUGUCUCACUGUGACACGGUAAGAGUUAAGUGAGAUGCACACAAAAAGCUCAGAACACUGUCUGGCAUCUAAUAUGUUCAGGGCAGAUGUCACUACUGAAUAUCACAUCAAUGCUAGGUCUCCACUUACUGUCACACACAGGAACUGGUAAGUGACUUUACCAAUGAAAGUCACAGGUACCUUUACUUACAAUGUAACAUGCAUUAGCUACUGACCCUGGUGUUCUCCACUACUCCUGUCUAAAGAGAUCUAAGUCUGAAAUUUAGGGAGCAAUAGCACCUUGCAUAGUUAAGAAAGCUUAAAAGAUGGCAUGGUUUUAAACCCUAGAAACAUAGCUGGGAUAUUUCCACCUCUAUUCUUUUAACUACCUCCUAGGACGUGGAAUCAAAUAUUUGGGAGCCUGCAUAGUCUUCAGAUGCCUGCCAAAGCACGUAAAAUCUCCUUUAAAUUCUUACCACAUGCUUACAUUUGUGCUAAGUAAGCGCUCCCAAGUCUUAUUUGCUCUUCACAGCAACCCUAAUAGAUAUCUCCAUUUUACAUAUGUAAAACCUGAGGCUAUAAAUAAUACGUGAUUCCAAAUUCUGCAUGCUUACUGCCAUCUCCUCUUAGAAGGGGAUGCAGUACGAUACAAAGAUUGAGUUGGAUGUUGCAUUGCAUGUUUGCUGAGUCCCCUUUGCUGCGGAUGUUAGGAUCCUUCAGCAGUUUCUCAGAUGCCAGUGAUGGCUGGCAUCCAAUAUGGUGGCGCAGUGGAAGUCUAUCACUAGCACUUAUAUAUCAGGUCAGCACGAUCAACUCAGUUAUGUGUUAUGCCUUCAAGAUGCUCAACAUUCCAGAAUUAUUUUCUUUGGCCAUCCAAGUGAAGUAGAAGUAAAUUAUUGGACUGCAAAGAAAAAGAUAAAGAUUCCCUAAAAGAAUUUAUGGCAUGCAACUUCAUUCUUAUGUGUAAGAUAUUGGGAGAAAAGCUAUAACACAGCUAAUCUUAAGUUUCAAGGCUUUCAUGUAAGGAGAAACACGGCCAAAAAGACAGGAAGAACUGUGGCUUGUAACUGAAUGAUGCUGUAACUCCAGGAUUGGAUCUUAGAUGUUCUGGAAUCUACCCCUGAGACUUGGGUAUUUAUCAGUGUACACACAUGCAAGGAGGAAAAUAAUUUUUUGAACAAAAUGACUGGCUUUGACAAAACUAUCUUGCUCUUUUUAAAUGUCACUUGAUACUACAAUGUGAUUUAAAAGCAUGUAAUGCCUCAGGAGUCUGGCACAUACAACCAAAUUAUCAUGCUCAGGAUCUUCAGAAUUCUAAAGGCACAUGUAAGAAUGCACAGAGUCCUGAUGACCUGUCAAUAAACAUUUUAUAUUAAUGAACUGUACAUUUAAAUAAAAGUUUAUUUUUGAGAUAA
Messenger RNA from Sapajus apella (tufted capuchin), 8679 nucleotides. RefSeq names its product very low density lipoprotein receptor (gene VLDLR). The record is from RefSeq and is a predicted model, not a curated record. The transcript has 19 exons. Bases 17 to 2638 code for a protein of 873 amino acids. NCBI's taxonomy places the organism in Eukaryota, Metazoa, Chordata, Mammalia, Primates, Cebidae. Gene Ontology annotation, molecular function: protein binding; calcium ion binding.